Molecule: messenger RNA, 3794 nt
Organism: Labeo rohita (rohu)
Lineage: Eukaryota; Metazoa; Chordata; Actinopteri; Cypriniformes; Cyprinidae
Product: GRAM domain-containing protein 2B
Exons: 13
Coding region: 249-1337 (362 amino acids)
Source: RefSeq, a predicted model, not a curated record
GCUUAGAACUCUGGCUUCAGCCCCGCCUUCUCAUUAGCAUACAGGUGGCCAUUGGAGCGGCUGCAGAUCAGAGUUCUAGCCUCGCCCACUAUUUGCAUACACUUGGGAAGCAGCAGCUCAGUCUCAGAUCAGAGCUGUGUUUUUGGACUUGCCAAGCGUCUAGACGCGGGUUUUAUUUAUUUAUUGCUGUUGGACGAGCAUAAGAGUCCGGCGUUAUGGCUUGAGGCCAGUUUUAAAGACGUUUGAGGAUGAACAGAUCAUUAAGUUUACGAUUAUCUCGCAGACAUGGGAAUAAUCUCUACAGCUAUGCGGUGGACACCGGGACGAUCCCCGCCAAGACGAAGAAGGGGAGGACGAAAAGCAGGCUGGGGAGCAGGAAGAUGCAAAGUUUGGAGGAGAAUCAGCUGGAGGUUCAGCAGCAGCAGCAGCAGCUGCAGGCCAAGAGCCUGAGCCGGCCGGUCCAGCCCAGGUCUCACACUCUUGAUAUUGACAGACCUCUGGAGAGAACCGAAAGCCUCAACUCAAGAAGUAGUUUUAUGAAGCACAACAAAACAUUCCACAAACUCUUCCCAGAAAUCCCAGAGACCGAAGACCUGCUGCACGCAUAUGUGUGUGCGCUGCAGAAGGAAGUGCCUUAUCACGGCCGUCUGUACAUCAGUGACAGCAGCCUGUGCUUCUUCUCCUCUGUGCUGCUCAAAGACACAAAGGUGAUCAUUCCCGUCACCAACGUGAACAUCCUGAAGAAGCAGAACACGGCGCUGCUCGUGCCAAACGCCAUCUCUGUCCGAACCACAGACGGAGAGAAGUAUUUAUUCGUGUCUCUGCGUAACAGAGAAGGCUGCUAUAAGCUGCUGCGCUCUGUUUGUCCUCAGCUGGAGGAUGGAAGUGCCAACAGCAGUCCCCUCUUCUCAUCGGCCGAGAACAGCUUCGAUCAGACCAAACUGGUGCAGAACUCCAGUCAGUCCAGUCUGGACGACACGUUCGAGGUGGACGGAGGACACGUGACUCCUCAGAUCGAACUCUCUGCGUCUCGACUCACUCGAGAAAACAACGCGUCGACGGCUCACGGAUCGCCGCCGACUCAAGACGAGAGCUCUUCUGAGGAAUACACCGGAAGUUCCUGGGUUUGGAACGUGACGGAUAGAGCGCGAUCGCUCAUUAUCCAGAGAGAAGUCAGCAACCUCAACACACUCCUGCUCAUCUACCUGAUCCUGGUGUUUCUGCUCUUGUUGUCGUCUGGCUAUAUCGGCCUGCGUAUCGUGGCCUUAGAAGAGCAGCUGACGUCUCUUGGAGCCCUGCCCGAAUUCACCUUACAAAGCGGGUACAAAGAAACGUAAGAGAUCUCAACCAUCUGAACUUCAGAAAGAACCACCAAAAAAUGUUUUUGAAGAUCCACUAGCCGCCGCAGGGAAUGCUGGGAAGGACCUUUAUUUUGCACACGCACCAGCUACCGAACUCUGUGCGUCUUUGCCAAGGACACCACCGAAGGGCGUGCGUUUACGGGACGCUGGUGUUGACAAAACGCGGGCAUGUCUUCGCUCGCAGCCGUCCGGUUUGUGUUAGCACGGUAGCGCUGCAGCGGCUCGCCCAGAAACAACCAAAGACAACCGGUUUGUCUCAGAGGACUGUCAAAGACAACAAAAACAAACUACUUCUGUGGAAAAGCAUUUCAUCAGAUAUUACUCAUUGCAGCGCCUUCGUUUUGUCACUUUUACGUCUAUCGAAAAAUGUUUGUGAAUAACUCUUUUGUUUUUUUGUUUUUCUCUUUGUAAGUUUCUUGUUUUUGAUGACGUUGUCUCUUUCUUCAGUCUUUUGGUUUCAUUCUACCUGUAAAGUUUUUUCGUACAAGGCUUUUCGAUAUCACUGCUUUCGGUUUAACGAUAAAAAACGAAGAGCUAAGCUAGCUAGCCAAUGAUUACUCAUCGCGGCGCCGUUGUUGGACCGCAACAAAAAAUUUUCACGACAAAAAAAAAAAAAUGUCGCGAAUAACCGUCAUGCUUUUGGUUUAACGAUAAAGAGCUAAACGAGCCAAGCUAGCUAACGUUGCAGCACCUUUCUUUGACAAUUUAUACAACCAUCAAAAAAAAUCCAGAAUAACUGUCAUAUAACGGGUUAUUACUGGUUUUGCUAUAACGAUAAAAACAGCUAGGCUAGCUAAUGAGCUCUUAUGCAUUGCAGCACCUUCAUUUGACCACUUUUACGACCAUCAAAAACAAAAAAGUCGUGAAAAACUGUCACACGAAAGGUUAUGACAUUGCUGCUUUCGGAUUAGCGAUAAAGAGCUAAGCGAGCUAAGCUAGCCAACCACUGCAGCACCUUUCUUUGACAGUUUUACGACCAUCAAAAUAAUCUCCAAAAUAACUGUCGUAUAAAGGGUUGUGACAUUACUGGUUUCGUUUUAACGAUUUAAAAAAGAGCUAAGCUAGCUAACUAACGACUGCUAUUGCAGCGCCUUUGUUGAACCACUUUUACGACCAUCAAAAAAUGUUGCGAAUAACUAUGUCAUAUAACAGGUUGCAAUAUUACCGUUUUUGAUUUUUAACGAUAAAAACAGCUAGGCUAGCUAGUGAGCUCUUAUGCAUUGCAGCACCUUCAUUUGACCACUUUUACGACCAUCAAAAACAAAAAAGUUGUGAAAAACUAACAUAAGGGGUUGCGAUAAUACUGCUUUCGGUUUAACGAUAAAAAGAGCUAAGCUAGCCAAUCAUUGCAGCACCUUACUUUGACCACUUUUACGUAAAAAAAAAAAAUUCAAAAAAACUUGCAAAAUGACUCUUUUUGGUUUAUUGCUAAAAGCAGCUAAGCUAGCUAGCCCGCUCUUAUUUAACUAUUUUUACGACCAUCAAAACAAAUGUCGUUAAUAACGUUGUCGGAAAAGGGUUUGCUAUAUUGGUUUCGGAUUAACGUUAAAAAAAAGAGCUAUGCUAGCUAACCAACUCUUACUCAUUGCAGCGCUUCCGUUUGACCACUUUUACGACCAUCAAAAAAUAUCGCAAUAACUGCCAUAAAAGGGUAAAAACAGUUAAACUAGCUAGCCGGCUCUUAUGCGUUGCAUCGCCUUUGUUUUGAUGGUCGUAAAAGUAGUCGAACAAAUAUCGUAAACAUAACGUUGUUGCGAUAUUGGCUUGUUUAACGAUAAAAAAAACUGGCUAGCCAGCUCUUAUUUUACUAUUUUUACGACCAUAACAACAAAUGUCGUUAAUGACGCCGAAAAAGGGGUUGCUAUAUUGGUCAACUCUUACUCGUUUUAUUGUUCGUCAAAGUAGUCAAAUGUCGUAAACGUAACGUUUAUAUAUAAUAUGUUGCUAUAUUGGUUUCAGUUUAACGAUAAAAAGAGCUAAGCUAGCUAGCCAACUCUUACUCCUUGACCAUCAAAAAAACUAUCGCGAAUAACGAUGUUGUAUAAAGGGGUGCGAUGUUACUGCAUUCGGUUUAAUGAUAGAGCUAUGUACUUUUGUAACAGUCAGAUUUUUUUCCGGAAUAACUAGUUUCGGUUUAACGAUAAAAACCGCUAAGCUCGCUAGCCAGCUCUUACUCAUUGCAGCGCUUUGUUUUACGACCAUCGAAUAACUUUCGUCAGUUUCUUUCCUUUCCUAGUUUAUUUUUGAUGGCUAGUUUUGUCUAGUCUUUCGGUUUAAUUCUUCCUCAGUUUUUUCAUAUACGGGGUUGUGAUAUUUCUUGUUUCAUUUUAACACUAAAAAAGAGGUUCGCUAGCUAGCCAACCCUUACUCAUUGCAGCGCCUUUGACCACUUUUACGACUAUUUAAAAAAAAAAAAAAGUUGCGAAUAACAAA